AUAGUGAUUCCACCAUGCAGCCACACAACCCUUUUUUGCCGUCUGAGCGCUCUGCUCCAAUGCAAGCCAAUACGAGCAAAAGGAUCAUGUCCAACCCACGCGUUCAAACCAUACACAUGAGAGAAAAGUCCAUCCCAAUCGAGACGCCACAAACACUACCUUACCGAGAUGAGCUUCCCUAUCCAGUACGGACCUCAUUUCCCUCGACAGGGAUGUUUCCAGGAUGUUCAACACCAGGGAUUUUCCUCCAGGGAUUUCCAUUUCUUUCGAACUUCGCCGUUCAGCCUGAUGGCUAAACGUCUGUGCUGCGCACAUCACAUGUGCCCACCUUGGGAAUAAAUAAAGAAUAAACCAGGAAAAAUGAAGAACUAUAAUACCUCCCCUAGCCCCGGAUUUCCUCUGGACCCCACCCACCUUGAUUGAUCUCGUCAGACAGUCAGUCACUAUCACCAUCAUGUCGGACAAAGGCGACACCGUUUCGCGUCUGGACAGCGCCAAAGAUGCGCAGAUCCACGGCGUCAAUAAUGCUGCGUUGGCGGUUGCGACGCUGCAGCAGAAGCCGAAGCUGUUGGGCAAGAGUAUGCUUAAGCUCUACUGGUGUAUCGGCGUCGCCAUGCUCAACUCCUGUAUCAACGGCUACGACGGCUCCCUCAUGGGCUCCAUCAACAGUUAUCGCCAGUACCGCGAGUACUUUGGUUUCGAUCCGACGGAGGGAACGCCCUCUACGGGCAUCGUGUAUGCCAUCUAUACCAUCGGGAAUAUAGUGGGGUCGUUUACUGCGGGGCCGUUUACGGAUUUCAAAGGCCGCCGCGUCGGAAUGGCCCUCGGCGCCAUCUUCAUCAUCAUCGGCACAGUCGUCCAAGCAUCCUGCCACAACCUGGGCGGCUUCAUGGCCGGCCGUUUCAUUCUGGGGUUUGGCGUCGCGACGUCUGCCACCGCCGGUCCGGCGUACGUCUCGGAGAUUGCCCAUCCUUCGUAUCGUGGUGCCAUGACGGGUUUGUAUAACGUGCUGUGGUUCGGUGGCGGUAUCCCCGGGACGUUCAUUCCCUGGAAGACGAGCGAGAUCGAGGGGACGAUGAGUUGGCGGAUUCCGGUCUGGUUGCAGAUGAUCUUCUCUGGGCUGGUCUUGAUUUUCUGUUUUACUCUGCCUGAGUCCCCCCGCUGGCUCAUCUCCCAAGACAAACACGAAGACGCCCUCAAAGUCCUCGCCGAAUACCACGGCGAAGGCGACCGCAACUCCCCCAUCGUGCAACUCGAAUACCGCGAAAUGGUCGAAGACAUCUCCAACACGGGAUCCGACAAGCGCUGGUGGGACUACCGCGAGCUGUUCAACUCUCGCGAAACCCGCUACCGCUCCAUGCUAGUCAUUUUCAUGGCCUUCUUCGGCCAAUGGUCCGGCAACGGCCCCGUCUCCUACUACUACCCGCAAAUGCUCCGCGGCGCAGGCAUCACAAGCAACAACACGCAGCUCAUGCUGCAGGGGAUCCAAAACGUGGUGCAGUUUCUAGGCGCAAUCUUCGGCGCCCUCAUCACCGACAAGGUGGGCCGUCGCCCGCAGCUGCUGAUCUCGACGACGCUGGUCGUGCUGCUGUUUUCGAUCGUCACGGCGCUGAACGCCACGAAUGUUGUUGACGGGCCGGACGGGCCGAUCGCGAAGAGCAGCGUUACUGCCCGCGCGCAGAUCGCCAUGAUUUUUGUCUUUGGAUUCAUCUAUUCGGCGGGCUGGACGCCCAAUCAGGCGAUGUAUCCGGUUGAGUGUUUGCGGUAUGAGAGUCGGGCGAAGGGGAUGGGGAUGAAUAAUUUCUUCGUCAACAUCGCCUCCUUCUACAACACCUUCGUGACGGGAAUCGCAUUCUCCGGCGCCGGCUGGAAAUACUACUUCCUGUUCAUCUUCUGGGACACGCUCGAAGUCAUCGUCAUUUACUUCCUGUUCGUGGAGACGAGCAAGCGCACCCUGGAGGAGCUGACUACGAUCUUCUCGCAGAAGAAUCCCGUCAAGGCCAGUUUGCAGAAGGAUGCUAUCUUCGUCGUUGGGGAUGAGGUUACGGAGGUGAAGACCGUCAGUUAGUGCUUCUUGGACCUUGGAUAUCUAGGGUGUAUUGAUGGAUGGAUGGAUGGGUGGGUGGUUGGUUGGUUGGUUGGCUGGGUUUGGAGUUUUUGAAAAUAGGGUAUGAUGGUAUAUACGACCAUUGAUUUGAC
Aspergillus candidus is the source of this 2199-nucleotide messenger RNA. Its product is annotated as putative MFS lactose permease. Gene Ontology annotation, molecular function: carbohydrate:proton symporter activity. Lineage: Eukaryota; Fungi; Ascomycota; Eurotiomycetes; Eurotiales; Aspergillaceae. Gene Ontology annotation, cellular component: membrane. The transcript has 6 exons. Gene Ontology annotation, biological process: carbohydrate transport; transmembrane transport. The coding region runs from base 455 to 2068 and encodes 537 amino acids. The record is from RefSeq and is a predicted model, not a curated record.